GCUGGGAGCGGAGUCAAGCCGGGGGCGAGGCAUUGAGCCAGUCCCGCGCCGGGGGCGUGGAGGCCGCGCGAGGGAGCCGGGGGCAGGUGCGGGAGGCAGAGAGGGAGGGAGCGCGGCGGAGCGCCGCGGCCAAGUGCAUUGUGUCUGGCGGCGGCGCGCGAGCCCACCGCGGCCGCGGCGGGGCGGGAAGCCAUGGAGCCACGGGCGCUCGUCACGGCGCUCAGCCUCGGCCUCAGCCUCUGCUCCCUGGGGUUGCUCGUCACGGCCAUCUUCACCGAUCACUGGUACGAGACCGACCCUCGGCGCCACAAGGAGAGCUGCGAGCGCAGCCGCGCCGGCGCCGACCCUCCGGACCAGAAGAACCGCCUGAUGCCGCUAUCGCACCUACCGCUGCGGGACUCGCCGCCCCUGGGGCGCAGGCUGCUCCCGGGUGGACCAGGGCGCAACGACCCCGAGUCCUGGCGCUCGCUGCUGGGACUCGGCGGGCUGGACGCUGAGUGCGGCCGGCCACUCUUUGCCACCUACUCGGGCCUCUGGAGGAAGUGCUACUUCCUGGGCAUCGACCGGGACAUCGACACCCUCAUCCUGAAAGGUAUUGCCCAGCGAUGCACAGCUAUCAAGUACCACUUUUCACAGCCCAUCCGCUUACGAAACAUUCCUUUCAAUUUAACCAAAACAAUACAGCAAGAUGAAUGGCACCUGCUUCAUUUGAGAAGAAUCACAGCUGGCUUCCUGGGCAUGGCCGUCGCUGUCCUCCUGUGUGGCUGCAUUGUGGCCACAGUCAGUUUCUUCUGGGAAGAAAGCCUGACGCAGCAUGUGGCAGGACUGCUGUUCCUCAUGACAGGGAUAUUUUGCACCAUUUCCCUCUGCACGUACGCUGCCAGUAUCUCGUACGAUUUGAACCGGCUCCCGAAGCUGAUUUAUAGCCUGCCUGAUGACGUAGAACAUGGCUACAGCUGGUCUAUCUUCUGUGCCUGGUGCAGUUUGGGCUUCAUCGUGGCAGCAGGAGGUCUCUGCAUCGCUUAUCCAUUUAUCAGCCGGACCAAGAUCGCACAUCUAAAGUCUGGCCGGGACUCCACAGUAUGACUGUGUCUGCACGCAGGGCCCCGCCACCAUGCGGGCAGCUCCUGCAGGGAGCAGAGAGGAGUUCGUGUGGGGAUUCCAAGCACAAAGCCGUCUUCUCCAUCCCCAAGGGUCGCCUGCCAGGCCUUUCUGGAUGACUGCUAUAAAAAUCUUGCAAAACCUCCCAACUUUGCUAAGGACAAGACUACUGUGGAUUCAAGUGCUUUAAUGACUAUGCUUUGACAGUGAGAAAUCAAGAGCAGUGCCAUGGAACAUUCCUGAGCAGAGGGGGGGAACAAAAAAGGAAACCGCACUGGAAAGAUUUGUAUGACUUCCACUUGGUUCAGAAAGUUUGUAUAUAACGGUUACCUGAGAAUCAUUUCUAUUUGCAGAAGGAUUCAGAACAAAGCAAAGUAUAAUUUUCUUGUCAUUGUACCAUGCUUGUUCAAUUUUAACGCAGCAUCUUUGGAACUUGUCCUAAUGGGGUCUCGUGUCAGCAUCCAGUCUCUGUGCGUUUGUGGAUGUUCCUCGUCACAGGAAGAUUUCUUCUGUUGCCUUAUUAUUUUUUUAAUUGAAACCUCUCCUCUGUCUUUGUACUGGAAUCAAAAUAAUAAGAAAAACAGAUCAACCGUACAAGAGUUAAUCCGUGACACUAUGCAGUAUGGUUUGAAGUCCUGUGGUUCGAAUUCUGUCUCUUUGUGUUAACUGGAUUUCUGCAUUAAAUGACUGCCCCUUGGU
Messenger RNA from Ochotona princeps (American pika), 1800 nucleotides. RefSeq names its product transmembrane protein 178A (gene TMEM178A). Lineage: Eukaryota; Metazoa; Chordata; Mammalia; Lagomorpha; Ochotonidae. The coding region runs from base 193 to 1086 and encodes 297 amino acids. Gene Ontology annotation, biological process: negative regulation of osteoclast differentiation; regulation of cytosolic calcium ion concentration. Gene Ontology annotation, cellular component: endoplasmic reticulum membrane. The record is from RefSeq and is a predicted model, not a curated record. The transcript has 4 exons.